AUGGGGGUGGCCCCUGAAGAGCACCGUGCUUGGCCUCCCCAGCACGUGCAGCACAUGGAGCCGAUCCUGGACAGGCAAUCCUGGACAGGCUUUGCACAGCAGCUGUGUCAGUGAGGACGUCACCUGGAUUCUGUCCCCACUCUUGCCCUGCCUGGGGAGCAGAGCCACUGCCAGCACAGCCCAGCAGCUGCGGAGGUGUGAAAUGCUGACACACCAGCUGCCAGCACCAUUUACAUCAGCAAGAUUGGUCUCUUAGGACAAUAAUGGAUGUAGGACAAAUGAUGAUGGUGGAGGUAAUGAGAAAAUCUGUCUCCAGCUCCCAAGCCUUUCACCCUCGCAGUCUCUGAUCACCUCCAGGCUAUGACCUCAUCAUCAGUUUGUAGGAUACGGAGGUUAAAGCAUCUGCUCAAGAUCCUUCUGAAAGAAACCCAUCUGAGUCUCCUCCCUGAAACAGCAAUUUCCGUAUUGCCAUGGGGAAAUGGUAUCACCAUCCCAGGAAGCGUUCAAAAGGAGCAGCUUUGGUGGUUCAACGGAAGUGGGAUUAUUUGUUUGGCAUCUGAGGAACACUGGUGUACGGCAGAUACCAUGCCGGUUUGUACACCUUUACCAUGUGGCCAACAACAGGUUGAUUACCUUUCAGUACUUUAACUUUCUCAAACGAAUGUAUGUAACACGGUGCAACAAAGACCUCGGCCAACGAGCCAAACCCAAGUCCAAUUCAAUCGUGCCUCCCUUUCAUGAGCUUCAGCAAUUGGAUCAGGAAAAAAAGGUUGUACACAAAAUUAGCCCAGUUUCACCUGUUCAUCAGUCGUGGUCUGAGACAUCAAGCAGAAAUGAGUUGAGAGAAAUGAAAUCAGCUGCAGAAACUGAAGACUCAGUCAUACCAGUGGGAGCUGAAUCCAAAGAAGACAGACGAUGGAAAGAAAUGAAGCUACGGCUGGAUGAUUUGCCAGGAAUUUUGGCACGCUUGUCCAAAAUCAAGCUUACAGCUCUGGUCAUCAGCACCACAUCCGCUGGCUUUGCCAUGGCCCCGGUCCCUUUUGAACUCACCUGUUUCCUGCUCGCCUCCCUUGGAACUGGCCUGGCCUCCUGUGCAGCCAACUCCAUUAAUCAGUUCUUUGAGGUUCCGUUUGACUCAAAUAUGAACAGGACUAAAAACAGACCACUGGUGCGAGGACAGAUCAGUCCCCUGCUCGCUGUCUGCUUUGCUGCCUGCUGCGGAAUCCCAGGAAUUGCCUUGCUUGCACUGGGAGUGAACCCUCUCACUGGGGCGCUGGGAGCCUUCAACAUCUUCCUCUACACGUGCUGUUACACACCCCUGAAGAGGAUGAGCAUUGCCAACACAUGGGUGGGAGCUGUUGUUGGGGCCAUUCCCCCCGUCAUGGGCUGGACUGCAGCUACUGGGAGUCUGGAUGCUGGUGCAUUACUGUUAGGAGGGAUCCUCUAUUCCUGGCAGUUCCCUCACUUCAAUGCCCUGAGCUGGGGUCUGCGCGAAGAUUACUCCCGAGGAGGAUACUGUAUGAUGUCUGUCACUCACCCAGGGCUGUGCAGGCGGGUCGCUCUGCGUCACUGCUUGGCCUUGAUUGGACUCUCAACGGUGGCUCCUGUCCUCAACAUCACCACAUGGACUUUCCCCAUCAUUUCACUCCCCAUCAACCUCUACAUCUCCUACCUCGGCUUUCGCUUCUACAGGGAUGCUGACCGCAGCAGCUCCAGGAAGCUCUUCUUCUGCAGUUUGUGGCACUUGCCAAUGCUGCUGCUUGUCAUGUUCACCUGCAAGAAAUCGGUCCUGGAGAAGGAAGACAAAGGUGAUUUACCUGGGGGAAGUAAUGAAAUGGCCAUGGAAAUCAGAUUGCCUUAAAUGUCAAUACCUGUCAUCCUCAUGACACAUCAGGUAGUAUAUUUUAGUAAUUGCAAGGGGGAAUCCUGUGGGCAUCUGUUUGAAGAAGAAUCAUUUGUGCCUAGCAACCACUUCAUAUGAUAAUUUUCUAUUUUCUUUUGAAAGGGAAUAGUCAGGAGAGCUUAAAACAUUCAGAACCUUAGGUCCCUUAACUCAUCACAGGUUAUGAUUUAGCCUAUGCCAGAAGCACAUCACUUUGGGAUGGCCUUCCAAAGUCCCUGUGAGUCAUGGUCUCUGUCCUCAUGGGUAGUUGAGGUAGUUAAGAAGUCACAUGUACACACGUACCGCCAUCAGUACUGGCAGCCUUGGUGAAGCCAUCCAGAAGUGACCAGUAAAUGAUUUCUCACCCUUCUCCCUAACCACCCUUUCCUUUAAUUUAAGCUUUGAGGCACAUGAGAGGGUGACUUCUGCUUCUCUGAAUCUGUGCCAUCUGUGCACUGGUAUUACACCAAAGCCCUCAGUUUUGGGGACUUUUUUCAAUCAGCUGCUCUUCCCAAUGUUCUCAUGCACCUCCAUAGAUUUUUAGCUCUCACACACCUGGCACAGUGCUAAAGGAGUGAAGAAAACUGUCUUUCAGCACAACACACACAAGCAUUUAAACAGCUCUCCUGUAGCAUAUCCCUUGGACACACUGAGUCACUCUAGUGUCUUUCAAUCACAGGGAACUUCUGACUCAUGUCAUUAGUGUUUGAGCCCUGUGUGUCAGAUCUUCAGCUGGUAAAAAUCACCAUUACUGUUAAUGGCAGAGACAAUGUGAAUUGUAGGGGAGGUGAGAAGCAUAUCCCAGAGCCAGGUGGUUGUAAGGCUUUUCCAUGUUAGUGCAUCUUACGCCAGCCCAUUGAGUCUCAGCAUCCUUAGACAAGCUCUCGACUGGCAUGAAGAGCUUGAGCUGUGUUUAAUGUCCUACUGUGGGUGGUGGCUCAGAAAGGCUUCACUUUGGGGGUGAUUAAUAGGUAAGGAAACACAUUUUACAUAAAAAGGGCUGAGGAUUUUAAUGUAACAGAAUGUUCACUUACUAAUGCAGCCAGUGUCUCUCCAAAGCAAUUAUUGUGGAUGGUCUCCUGAGAAAACUGCAUUACCCCUGUUAAAUGAUACACUGAAGAACAUUUCUGGUCACAGUUUAACAUGCUUGUGAUCCUGCUGCUCAGCUGUGGCUCACCUUCAUCUUGCCUGGAGCUGUCUGUGACCUCCUGGUGUACUCCCAAACACAGCAGCAUCAGGGGCAGACAGAGACACUGAUAGUUUAUUGUGGUAGUGCCUGUUAUGACUUGAUGUGUUUUCAUGCCAAGAUUUUUUUCCCAUGUGGAGAGGGACUGGGCAGCAGGAUGAGCACUGAUCCAAUGAUACAGCAAUAUCUAAAAGAAAGACACUGUCUCAAGCUUGAUCUCAAAUAAAGCCCUCAGUAAAUGCCACAAAUCUGCCGCCACAGGUGUAUCACACUGACAUAAAACCUUCCCUGGCUGCUGUCAUGAUCCAAGCCUGGCUCUUGGUCUCAGUUAUACUGGUGUAAAUCAGGAGUGACACGGUUUAACCUCUGUUUUCUGGCAGAAGUGCUUGCAGGAGAAGAGCUACCUGUUUCCAUGGCUCUUAAAUAACCACCUGCAAGAUUUGGUGACUUGAUUGCAGGUGACAAGAUGGAGCUCUCUCAGACUCCACUGUGCUCAAGUUACUGUGGGUGACACUUUGUGGAACUGUAUGGAAACUGUGGAAACUCCUUAAUUUGUUUUAAAAAUGCAUACAGUCUUCUCUGCAAUAAAGUUCAUACUGUCCAAAAAGA
Molecule: messenger RNA, 3677 nt
Organism: Catharus ustulatus (Swainson's thrush)
Lineage: Eukaryota; Metazoa; Chordata; Aves; Passeriformes; Turdidae
Product: protoheme IX farnesyltransferase, mitochondrial
Exons: 11
Coding region: 479-1861 (460 amino acids)
Biological process (GO): heme biosynthetic process
Cellular component (GO): mitochondrion; mitochondrial membrane
Molecular function (GO): protoheme IX farnesyltransferase activity
Source: RefSeq, a predicted model, not a curated record